Botrytis byssoidea is the source of this 456-nucleotide messenger RNA. RefSeq lists its product as uncharacterized. The coding region runs from base 1 to 456 and encodes 151 amino acids. The record is from RefSeq and is a predicted model, not a curated record. NCBI's taxonomy places the organism in Eukaryota, Fungi, Ascomycota, Leotiomycetes, Helotiales, Sclerotiniaceae. The transcript has a single exon.
AUGUCUGCAUCCAUGAACUAUGCUAAGCCUUUGAUCAAUUUACGAUCCACUCUACGUCAAUGGACUGAUAACACUAGUGUCGCAGAUAGCAUAUUAACACAUGUACUGAACAAAGAUUAUGGGAACAGAUGUUCAGAAAACAACUUGAUAUAUGAUGAUUCGUUGGCGAUGAAUCAGCUCAAAGAUGUUUCAAAACACGUUGGUCUUUUCUUAUGCCUGGGAAGACUAAUUGUGACUCCUAAAGGUGUUACCAAACCUCCUGAAUUGGAUGGUAUUCGCCAUGGUGAGCGUAACAGGUACGAAAUUGAAAGCAGAAAAUAUGAACUGAGUCGUGUGAAUUACUUGGAUGGUGAAAUUUUGUUCAAUGGACGUAAUUUUGACGUGCAGAGCUGCAUUCAAAAUCUCAAGUUUAUUUUUGAUGGCGAUCUAUCCGAUGGCCAAGUGUCGCUUUUAUGA